Molecule: messenger RNA, 1458 nt
Organism: Danio rerio (zebrafish)
Lineage: Eukaryota; Metazoa; Chordata; Actinopteri; Cypriniformes; Danionidae
Source: RefSeq, a predicted model, not a curated record
AUUUGAGGGUGACGCCUGUAGUUAUGGAAACAGCACGCUUGUCCUGCAACCUUCCAGUGCUCUCUCAAACUACAACAGCGCUUCAGAAAGUCGAACGAAACUUCAGAAAUGUGCUAGUGUAGGCACUAUUUAAUAAAAGUACCCUUUCGUCUUCUAAAUACAGACGAUAUAUAUAUAUGAGAAUAAAGUUAGACACAUCGCACAGAUGAACAGGUUACAGUGUGUCGGAAGACCCUCAGAAGUCUCAUCAAAGCUCAGUGAAAAGGAAGUUCCACCCUUGAAGCUUUUGAGUGCCAGCUUGGGAGACCCAGCAGCAAAAGAAGCAGUGGAACGGAAAGCAAAGUAGGUUUAAAACUGUGUUACUAGGUCACUAGCUUUUUACAUUGUUUGAAUACAGACCACUAAUAAAGGAAGCCUGGAUUUUUACGAGAGUGUAUACAGUAAGCAUUAUUUCCUUUACAAACUAUGUGUGUGUCAAUUGUAUUCAGUGUUUUGGUUUGAUUCUAGGCAAACAAAACUCAAAAUAAAUGAAAAGACAGAAGGACAGGCUCCUGCUCAAACCUCUGAGACAGCAUCAAAUAUGAAACUUAGCUCUUCCACAAGGCAGCAGAAACCAAAACCUGAGGGAAAGACAGAUGGGAUGGAUUCUUCCUUAACAACAAAACAAAAUGCUUUCCAGAAGUCAGAAACAUUAAAUCCUAGUCUCAAAGCACACAGUUCUAACAGCAGAGGGUAUAAUGCCUCUAAAGCUCCGUCCUUCAGAAAUGUAACCACGCAUGGACAUAAACCACCCAAACAGGUUCCCUCGAUUAUGACAGCACUGGAAAAGCAAGAAGAAUGUGAAGUUCAGUCAGAAAGUGUGCAUGAACUGCACACUCAGGCCCCUGGAGAAGUGCUGUCCGCAAAUGACAAGGAAUCUCCUGAGGCACAACAUGAUGAGGAGGAAAAUGAGAGCGAUGAAGGACUUGUACCGCUAGAACUCUUUGCAGAGUUUCUACAGGCUGUGAUGAUAAAGAAUUACCAACUUGCAAAGAAGCUUUGUCAGAUGAUUUUAAUUUAUGAGCCCCAGAACUCAGAAGCCAAAUGGUUCCUUCCACUCAUUGAAGAAAAACUGCUGAUGGAAGCGGAUGAAGAAUCGGAUGAUGAUGAUGAUGAAUCUGACACAUCUGAUGAUAAUGAUGAUGAAGAUGAUGAUGAUGAUGAUGAUGAGUCAUCAGAGAGCUCUGACACAGAUGAAGAGUCCAUUGACAGCACAGAUGAUACAUUAUCAUCUUCAUGCUAAAUUAGCAUCUGGUGGAGUGAAUGUCCUGCAUCACAAACAUUAUUGCUUAUAUGUCUUGUGCUCAUAAACAAUGCGUGAUCUGUUCAGCAUCUCAUGUAUGCAGUUUUCUCAAUUGCUGACUGCACAUAUUCUGUGUGAAUUGUGUAUUGUGAAUAAAAUACCCAUUUCAAGCUUAA